This is a messenger RNA of Rhinichthys klamathensis goyatoka, 2637 nucleotides long. It is a transcript of the gene epn1a, whose product is annotated as epsin 1a. Gene Ontology annotation, cellular component: endosome; plasma membrane; clathrin vesicle coat. The record is from RefSeq and is a predicted model, not a curated record. Gene Ontology annotation, biological process: endocytosis. Lineage: Eukaryota; Metazoa; Chordata; Actinopteri; Cypriniformes; Leuciscidae. The coding region runs from base 563 to 2500 and encodes 645 amino acids. The transcript is spliced from 13 exons. Gene Ontology annotation, molecular function: phospholipid binding; clathrin binding.
AGCGGAAGUGCCGCCAUCUCCUCUGACCAGCCGAGCAACAGCAGGGUCAGUGCAGACGGUUUUUGAGAAAGUAGCUCUGUUAUAUCAUUAGAAUCGGUUGUGUGACACGUUACAUAUUUAAAUGACGAACGCGACUCGAGAGGUGAUAGUUGUGAAAGAAAACCACUGUCGCUUCAAUCUGUCACGCACUCACGCGCGUCUCUUUAUGAGUUGAGUUAGCAUAGCGCAGCGCUCACGCCUCUAAAUGAGUGUUUUUAAUUCAGCGCCGUGACAGAGACAACAGCGCUUUCCUUUACUCCCGUCUUCACCGAUAAUAACCCGCUUUCUGCUAUUCGGCUGGAUGUCUGGUCGUGUUUGAGAGGGGGAACUGAAGCUCAACGUUGUUUCACCCCACAUCUGUGGUUCCGGGCCCUCAUGUGGCCGCCGUGCGGAGGUUUGGAACAGUGGACAGGCUAAACACUGAGAGACCCCGACCUGAGCACGCACACAGAGAGAGACCGAGAGGGGGGGAGAGAGACUGACACUCCCAGAUUUUGCAGAACCUGAUAGCCAGCCUGUUGCCAUGUCGACAUCAUCGCUGCGGCGACAAGUGAAGAACAUUGUUCACAAUUACUCAGAGGCGGAGAUAAAGGUUAGGGAAGCAACCUCUAAUGACCCAUGGGGUCCCUCUAGCUCUCUGAUGUCAGAGAUUGCUGAUCUGACAUACAAUGUAGUGGCCUUCUCAGAGAUUAUGAGCAUGGUUUGGAAGAGACUCAACGACCAUGGGAAGAAUUGGAGACAUGUAUAUAAAGCUAUGACUCUGAUGGAGUAUCUGAUCAAGACAGGAUCAGAGCGAGUGGCACAGCAAUGCAGGGAAAACAUCUACGCCGUUCAGACACUCAAAGACUUUCAGUACAUAGACAGAGAUGGCAAGGACCAGGGUGUGAAUGUACGGGAAAAGGCCAAGCAGCUGGUGACUCUGCUAAAAGACGAGGAGAGGUUAAGAGAGGAGAGAAUCCAUGCACUCAAGACCAAAGAGAAGAUGGCACAGACCAGCAGUGCAUCUUCGGCCCCUUCUGCUCCUGCUUUAGGGGGAGGAGUGCACUCAGGAGCAGACGCUGAGCAGGCGUGGCCCCAGAGCUCCGGAGAGGAGGACCUGCAGCUCCAGCUGGCACUGGCCAUGAGCAAGGAAGAGGCAGAGCAGACUAGCAAAGACCCUCUGGAAGAUGCAGAGAUCCGCUACGCACUCACAGUCAGCCAGGAGACUCACCAAAAGGAGGAGCGUCUGCGCAGGGGAGACGACCUGAGGCUGCAGAUGGCCAUCGAGGAGAGUAAGAGGGAGAAAGCCAAGCCCGAGGAGUCGUCUCUGAUGGAGUUGAGUGUCGUAGAUCCUUGGGGGGCCCCUGCAUCGGGCUCCGCGGGACCCUCUCCUCCUCCCACUUUGGCUCCUGCAUCCACCACUGGGCCUUGGGGCCCGGCCGACCCGUGGGGGGCGGCCUCCCCCGCCUCUCCCCCGAGUGCCGAUCCCUGGGGAAGAGCACCAGCAACAGUAGUCCCAGACCCAUGGGGUGACUCGUCCUCUAGAGUGAACUCUGACCCCUGGGCAUCCACAGCUGUGACCCCUCCAAGUGCCGACCCUUGGGCUCACUCAGUGGCUCCGGCUCCUACUCCGCUCUCAGGGUCAACCGAUCCCUGGGCAGCGGAAGGAGCCGCCCCUGCCACUGACGGUCUGACCUCUGACCCCUGGAGUGGCUCGGUUAAACAAACUAAUGGCACAGCAGAUCUAGAGAGAAGAGGAUCCUCGUUGACAGGAGGUGAUGUAGGAGGUGGAGGCAGCACAGGCUCUCCGGUGCCCUUUGACCUUUCAUCGCUCGGUUCCUCCUUGCCUGUUCGAAAAACGCCAGAGUCAUUCUUGGGCCCCAAUGCAGCGCUCGUGGAUUUAGACUCACUUGUAUCAUCAAAACCCAAACCUAAACAACCUCCACCGCCAAGCAUCUCCUCAACAUCUCACAACCCCUUUCUGCAGACACAGGGUCCCUCCUCAACAGGUAUGGGAGUUACCCCGGGCAGUAACAUUUCCAGUAGAGGGGUGUCUCCGACCCCAUCUUCCACUUCUAAUCCUUUUGGCGUGACCCCGAUGGCAUCCAUCUCCCCUCAACCUUCUUCACUUGGUUUGAGCCAGCUACGUACAAGCCCUGUUCCCCCAAACCCUAUGCUGGGUCACAUGGCUUCACCAGCAGUGGGAAUGGUUCAGCCAGGGAUGGCCAUGCCAGUAAUGGGGGUCCCUAUGGCGGCCCCUGGUAUGGGCAUGGGAAUAGUACAGUCCAGCUCAAUGGGCAUGCCUUUUGGUGGAAUAUCCCCCAUGGGUCCUGCAGGAAACCCCUUGCUGAUGGGGUCAGGAGGCCCUGCGCAGCCUUCACUGAUUUUGGGUGGGCCGUCUGGGGUGGGCGGAGUAAUGGGAACAGGAGGAUCCAUGGGAGGUGGAACCACAGGCACAAGCACCAAUCCUUUCCUCCUUUGAGAGAUUUCACCAAUCCCACGUUGCCCUAUCCACUCAACAACCAAUCCAAACCUGCCCUACCAACACAAACAAUUUGUGUUUGACAAAAAAGAAAUGUGUGUACAUCUCUAUAUUUAAUGAAAAAGUAAAAACAAAAA